CAGCCUCAGUUGAUACCGAUCUGUUACUGGUACCUAGAACCCUGAUUCCAAUUGCCAUGUGUGCCCUCUCCAGAAAGUAGAAACCACUUCUCGCUUCCACAAAGGGAAGGGAAGGAAGAAACCAUAGGAGCUCUCUGUCUCAGUUUCAAGACUCGAGACUCUCAAUGGCGGCGAGAAAUGCUCUGCUGAAGCACCUGAGAGUUAACGUUCAGUCGCGAAAUGCAACUCCGUUCGCUUUCUCAUUGAACAAUCUCUUUCUUCGCUAUUUCUCCUCCGAGGAGGUCAGAGGCUCUUUCCUCAACAAAUCGGAGGUCGCUGACCGUGUCAUCAGCGUUGUAAAGAACCUUCAGAAAGUCGAUCCUUCCAAGGUUACACCAAACGCCAAUUUUCAGAAUGAUCUUGGACUUGAUAGUUUGGACACUGUAGAGAUUGUUAUGGCUUUUGAAGAAGAGUUCGGAUUUGAGAUCCCCGAUAACGAAGCAGACAAGAUCAGCUCCAUUAAUCUUGCUGUUGACUUCAUUGCUUCACACCCACAAGCAAAAUAGAAAAAAAAAAAUUAAAUUUUGUCCCUCGCGUUUUUUUUGAAUCCUAGUUAGCCUUACCUUGGAAUUAUAUAGCUCACGAGAAAAGCCUGAAUGUUGGUAAAUCGUUGGUUCUUCAGAUUUUCUUUGCUUUUCAUCUUGGAAGUUCUUGUUGAGUAAGAAAAACAAGAUUUGAAAUUUGCUAGCGUUCACAAUAAUUUUCUAUCUAGAGGACUUGCCAUACUUUGUCCAUGACUGUGAUUUAGAAUUUUGAAAUCACUGGUGGAAAAGGGAAGGCAGGAGCUGUUAUUACUGUUUAAAUAGACCUAGGUGUAUGAACGUUGUGUACUAAUGAUGAUCUGUUGCACGGUAUAACCUUCGUUAUC
Messenger RNA from Macadamia integrifolia, 907 nucleotides. Its product is annotated as acyl carrier protein 2, mitochondrial-like. Lineage: Eukaryota; Viridiplantae; Streptophyta; Magnoliopsida; Proteales; Proteaceae. Gene Ontology annotation, cellular component: mitochondrion. Gene Ontology annotation, biological process: fatty acid biosynthetic process. The coding region runs from base 165 to 545 and encodes 126 amino acids. The transcript has 2 exons. Gene Ontology annotation, molecular function: acyl carrier activity; acyl binding. The record is from RefSeq and is a predicted model, not a curated record.